AUGGAGUUGACGACGCUGCUGAUGGCGCUGGGGGUGGUCCUCCAGUGGACCAGGUUCCAGGUGGCCUUUGCCCUCACCCUCAUGCCGCUGCGGCCUAACGUCUCCUGCUUCUACACCAUCGAGAUGGACGAAGACGUCACCGCCUUCCUCUCCUUCGGCUACCCGCUCACCUUGGGCUUCUCCUUCGCCAUCGGCCAAUACGUCACCCUCCAACUGACGCUACCUCCUCAGGUCAGUUUUUCCAUCAACUGCCUCCAGCCUCUGUUCCCGCCAUCCUUCUACUUCCUGGCGCUGCCAACGUUGAGUCUCAGGCUGCCACCACCCGCCUUCCCCUCCGAGUUCGCCCCUCCGGAGUGGUUCACAUUUGAUAAAGAGUGA
Molecule: messenger RNA, 378 nt
Organism: Nezara viridula (southern green stink bug)
Lineage: Eukaryota; Metazoa; Arthropoda; Insecta; Hemiptera; Pentatomidae
Source: the annotation of a GenBank genome assembly